GGUUAUCGUGACGUGAUAGCGUUUAUCCACUGCACCACUUGUCCAACUCCGAGUCUAGACGCCUUGCGAACGCAUCAAGAUGACCGGCUCGUCUCAUAAAACGAAGCGGAUAACUUCCGUUGUAGCGGCCACCUUGGUUGCUCUCGCGUGUGGUACCAACUAUGCGUAUUCAGCAUGGGCGCCCCAGUUCGCGCAUCAAAUGAAGAUCUCCUCCACCGAAAGCAACUUCAUUGGCGUAGCUGGAAACUUGGGCAUGUAUGCAUCGGGUAUCCCAUUGGGUUUGUUGACAGAUGCUCGGGGUCCACGUCUCACAACCUUCCUGGGAGCCAUCACCCUUGGGAUUGGCUACUAUCCCAUCUAUCUGGCAUAUGAAAAGGGACCAGGGUCUCUGGGAAUAGUCGUUCUGUCGUUUUUCGCUUUCCUGACUGGCUUUGGGAGUUGUUCGGCAUUCUCAGCAUCAAUCAAGACAUCGGCAUCCAACUUUCCCGAACACCGUGGAACAGCAACUGCUUUCCCCUUGGCCGCUUUCGGACUGAGCGCUUUUUUCUGGUCUACGAUAUCCGCGGUUCUCUUCAAGGACGACACUGGCCGGUUCCUCCUCUUGCUGGCCCUGGGAACCUGUAUUCUGAACCUGGUGUCGAUCCCGUUUCUCCGCAUCCUUCCCCCGAGCGAACCAUAUAUGCCACUUGGACGGAGCAGGUCUCCUGGAGCGGAGUCUCGUCGUCUACACACCACCCGGUCCACCGAAUUCCGGCACAGCCUGGAAGAUUCCGAUGAAGCAGGUACGCAGCCUUCUAUUACCUAUGAAUCCUGUCCCCCGGCGCAUGGCAGAUCGCACUCGGUCGUGUCGAAUCCCUACCCCGGCCACAACCCCGAUAUUGACGAAACCUCCUCUUUGGUGUCCAAAGUCCCUUCGAGAUCAUCCCAGGAAUUUUUGAAUGAACAUGAUGAGGAGGAUGCUUUGUCUGAUGUUACUCCCGACUCACCUCACCCAGACGUUAGAGGCUUGGCGAUGCUGCCUAGGAUCGAGUUCUGGCAACUCUUUUUGACGAUGGCGCUUCUCUCUGGAAUCGGACUGAUGACGAUCAAUAACAUUGGCAACAGCGCCAAGGCACUUUGGCGGUACUACGACGACAGUGCCAGCUCGAAAUUUAUCCAGCAACGCCAGGUUAUGCAUGUGUCGAUCUUGUCAUUUGGCAACUUCAUCGGUCGCCUUUCUAGCGGCAUCGGUUCCGAUCUUCUGGUAAAGAAACUGAACAUGUCGCGGUUCUGGUGUUUGUUCAUCUCCGCCUUUGUCUUCACUAUUACCCAGCUUGCAGGUUCCGCGAUCUCCAACCCGCACCAGCUAGCCAUUGUAUCCGGAUUCACCGGUAUUGCAUACGGCUUCCUUUUCGGCGUCUUCCCGUCGCUAGUCGCCCAUACCUUUGGUAUCGGCGGUCUAUCCCAGAACUGGGGUGUGAUGACGCUUGCGCCGGUUCUGAGCGGCAACGUCUUCAACCUGCUGUACGGCAGCAUCUACGACCGACACUCGGUUGUCGGGCCCGACGGGGACCGGGAUUGCCCGGACGGCUUGGCCUGCUACCAAGCCGCGUACUACACGACGUUCCUGUCUGGCGUGGCCGGAGUGGCCGUCUGCCUGUGGAGCAUCCUGCACGAGCGACGGAUCCACGGAGCGAUGCACAAGAAGGUCGAGCACGACCGACUUGCCUGAAAUUGGCAGGAAAUGUCGUCUUCAGAAGCUCAUAUACGGAGUAGUGAUGAGUGAGAGCGAACUCUUUACCAUUUCGAUUUCCUCGUAUAUAUACCCGGGUACUGCACUUUAACAUGGAAUUAUUUCGGAUCAAUAUAGAGGGUUGUUCACAGGAUAGACUUUCAUUUAUCUUUUCUU
This is a messenger RNA of Aspergillus sclerotioniger CBS 115572, 1888 nucleotides long. Its product is annotated as putative MFS transporter. NCBI's taxonomy places the organism in Eukaryota, Fungi, Ascomycota, Eurotiomycetes, Eurotiales, Aspergillaceae. The record is from RefSeq and is a predicted model, not a curated record. Gene Ontology annotation, cellular component: membrane. The transcript is spliced from 9 exons. The coding region runs from base 80 to 1711 and encodes 543 amino acids.